Balearica regulorum gibbericeps (East African grey crowned-crane) is the source of this 855-nucleotide messenger RNA. Lineage: Eukaryota; Metazoa; Chordata; Aves; Gruiformes; Gruidae. The record is from RefSeq and is a predicted model, not a curated record.
AUCCUAACAGCAGGCUGGGAUGAACUAGAGUGUCACCGGGUUUUUAACUUCCUCUGUGAGCUGAGCAAUUUACCCCGUAAAGUACAGACGGUUGUCAGCAGCAAACCGGGAAGUGCACGGAAGCUAGAGCUACGGAUAAGGUUAUACUGUCGUAGCGUCUUGUUGAACCACUGGAUUCAUCGAAGUGAUUCUGCAUUUUGGUUGACUCGUAUUUUAAAGCCGUGGCCCAUGGUUAAUCAAGCUCGCCUGCUGUACAUCAUCUUUGGGCCAGUGUCCUCUCUGGAUGGACAUGUGGUUUGGCAGAAAAUGAUAGAAGGACCAACAGAUGAGACCAGUCUGAAAGGUCUAGCAGAUGCAAUUAAACUGCUGUAUGAUACAGAAGCUAGAGAAUGGACAGCAGAUGAUGUUAUCAGUCUUGUGGAUGAGCUGUCAGUUGUUCCCCGGGAGUGGCUCAUGGAGAACAAUGCUCGGCUGCUUAUUCUGAGUGGAAACAACAUUUGCUUCACUUUCAUGGCCAGUAAAGCUGUGAAUGGGAGAGCCAUUGAGUUAGCCAGGCUCAUGGUCUUCCUGGCUUUGGUCUGUGAGAAGGACUUGUACUGCAUGGACUGGGCAGUAAAAAUGAUGCAGAAGGUCUGCAAAGUUUUCGGUACUCCAGGGGAGAGGAACAACUUCCUGCAGUGUGUGGAGAAUGCCUUUGCUCACAUAGUCAUGGACAUGCUACAGGCCGUACUGUCCGGGGAUCGUGAUGAAGAGGACAGCAGCUUUUUGAAUUUGUUUCACCUGGUAAAUGCACAAGCAAACUUCCAUAAAGAAAUUCUGUACUUGACCAUGAGAAGCAACAGCAACACCGUUUGA